CAGGCGGUCGGGCCACGACCCCUCAGGGACUUUCUGUGGGGGAGGGGCGAAUCUUGCAAGGCCUGGAUGACCCCAUCCCUAGAGAAAGGCAGAGCGGGGCUGUGGCGGGGAGGACGGCCGAGUGGACCAGGGAAGAUGGAAGAGCUGAGUCAAGCCCUGGCUAGUAGCUUUUCUGUGUCUCAAGAUCUGAACAGCACAGCUGCCCCACACCCCCGCCUGUCCAAGUACAAGUCCAAGUACAGUUCCCUGGAGCAGAGUGAGCGCCGCCGCCGGUUAUUGGAACUGCAGAAGUGCAAGCGGCUGGAUUAUGUGAAUCAUGCCAGAAGACUGGCUGAAGAUGACUGGACAGGGAUGGAGAGUGAGGAAGAAGAAGAUAAGAAAGAUGAUGAAGAAAUGGACAUUGACACUGGCAAGAAGUUGCCAAAACGCUAUGCUAAUCAAUUAAUGCUCUCUGAGUGGUUAAUUGACGUCCCUUCAGAUUUGGGGCAGGAAUGGAUUGUGGUCGUGUGCCCUGUUGGAAAAAGAGCCCUUAUCGUAGCCUCCAGGGGUUCUACCAGCGCCUACACCAAGAGUGGUUAUUGUGUCAACAGGUUUUCUUCCCUUCUGCCAGGAGGCAAUAGGCGAAACUCAACAACAGCAAAAGACUACACAAUUCUGGACUGCAUUUACAGUGAGGUGAACCAGACAUACUACGUUCUGGACGUGAUGUGCUGGCGGGGACACCCUUUUUAUGACUGCCAGACUGAUUUCCGAUUCUACUGGAUGCAUUCAAAGUUACCAGAAGAAGAAGGACUGGGAGAGAAGACCAAGCUCAAUCCCUUUAAAUUUGUAGGGCUAAAGAAUUUCCCUUGUACCCCUGAGAGCCUGUGUAAGGUGCUGUCUAUGGAUUUCCCUUUUGAGGUAGACGGACUUCUCUUCUACCACAAGCAGACCCACUAUAGCCCUGGAAGCACUCCUCUGGUGGGCUGGCUGCGCCCAUACAUGGUGUCAGAUGUUCUUGGAGUAGCUGUGCCAUCUGGCCCACUGACCACCAAGCCAGAAUAUGCUGGGCAACAGCUCCAGCAGAUUAUUGAGCACAAGAGGAGCCAGAAGGAGGGCUUGAAGGAGAAACUCACACACAAGUCCUCUGAGAACGGACAGUAUGAGUUGGAGCACCUGUCUACCCCUAGGCUGAAGAGCCUUCCCCAUACCCCAGACCACCCUAGUAGCCUCAUGGAGAACUAAAGAGGGCAGCCUCCUUUGGGAGUCACAGGACCGUGCUUGGUCCCAGAAGGAAGGCUGGGGAGGAGGGCAGUGACAACAGGUGACUUCGUUUUAGAGUGGACUUUCCAAAGCCACUCCAGCUGGAAACAGAUUAUCUCCUACCUGAAAUGCUGGCUCAAACAGUUGGGGGAUGUUCCCAGAUUGGGUGGUGGUUGGAUUUGAGCAGUAACUCCUAUGAAAAGUGUAUCCCAGAUCCACAGUGUAAAUAUAUGUAAUUCUUAAGAUAGAA
Messenger RNA from Ceratotherium simum simum (southern white rhinoceros), 1492 nucleotides. The record is from RefSeq and is a predicted model, not a curated record. Lineage: Eukaryota; Metazoa; Chordata; Mammalia; Perissodactyla; Rhinocerotidae.